UUUAUAUUUGCAGCUGGAAGAUAUAAACAAAUUAAAUUCAUAAAACAUAAUCAAAAUGAUUAUCAAUUGUGCGGCAUAUAUUUCUCACCUGUUGCACCUUCAAAUAAAACACACUCUAUUAAUUUCUAAAAAUAAAGUAAAUUACUAAAGUAAUAUACAAUGUUUUAUUACAUUUAUUUAUUUUAAUUAUUAAUAAAAUCUAAUCGGUUUUUCAUAAAAUAUGGUACUAUUUAUAUAGUGUUUCUAUCUUCCUCUAUAUUUGUUGAAGUAUAUGCUCUGAAGGUCACGUGUUGCAAAUAGUGAAUAUUUUAGAGUAAUAGUUAUAAUAUAUGUAUAUAAGUAUAACGAAAAAAUAACGAAUAUAUAAUAAUAAUAAUAAUAAUAAUGAAUUAUUAAUCUCACUCUGGAAAUUUUACGGUAAUAUGAUUCCUUUGUUUCCCGCACUUAUAAUUAAUUUUUCAUAAUUAGUGCUUAUCCAUGAAUCAACAAACUCACUUGUCAACGAAUAACAUACGAAUACUUAGUUCAGUUUAAAAUCAAAAUUUAUAAGAAUUAAUCUUAAAAAGUUUUAAUGAAAUAUAAUUGGAUAAGAAGUCGGCCAAUAGCCAAUCAAAAAUCAACAAUUCGAUUAAAAAAUGUUAAUUUGAAAAUAUUUUAUAUCCUUUUCCUUUUUUAUUCUGAAAAUCAUAAAAUAAAAAUCGUAAAAUAAAAAUUCUUAUUUUUCAUAUAGUUAUUUGCUGUCAUUUUGAGUAAUAUCUCUAGUUUAAUUACUAGAGAUGUUAGAGGUUAUUUUUAGCGAAUCCUGUUCUCUUGUUUUAUUAAUCCAUGCAAAGUUAUAUUCUUUGAUACAUUGGCGCGUUUUUUCAUUCCUUGUAUAUGCGAAUGUAUAUUUAUUGUAAAUUCAAAAUAUUAUUAAAUUUUUGUUUUUUUAAAAAAAAAUAAUUAUAGUAAAUAGUCAGAACAAUAUUAAAUUCAUUUUACUUAAAAAAUACAAGAGUUGUUGAUUAAUGCAUAUUAUUUUUAUUACAAUAUAAGUAUACCAAUAAAUGUCGUGUAGAAUAGCAAACAAUUGACUAUAUGCAUUGGUCAGUUUCGUCAUAAUUAACAACUUCAGGUAUUCGUUCUUAUAAAAUGGAAUGUUUUAACAAAAGUUUUUACUCGUCAUUGAUAUUUAUAAAUCAAAUGAUAUAUUAUAUUUUAAUAGUAUUUUAACAAGUGUGAAUAUUUAUUACUAUUCCAUACCAACAAUUAUACAUUCAUACAUACAACAUAACAAUUAUACAUUCUUUAUCAUCGGAUAUACCGCUGUUACUGUUUUUUUUUUGUGGCGUGAUAGUUUUUGUACUAAAAAUAGAUAUUGUGAUUAUAUUAUUAAAGUAUGUAUUGUAUGUAGUUAAGUAUAUGAUUAAAUAUAUAAUAUAGUAAAUAAUCAUCUGACUGAUAAAAACAAUAAAAUAUCACAAAUGGAUAAUGAACAUCUUAAGAAUCAUAACCUCACAAAUGGAACUGGUUUUCAUGCUGUAUAUAUACCUCAUGAGAACAAUGAAUUGUUAGACAAUAAUACAAAAGAUAAUCUUCAUAUUUAUACAAACAAAGCUGAAGCUUUAAGAGUAAUAAAGGAACAUAAAACAGGACGUUUGAAAACAUUUAAGUCUUAUACUGAUGCUGAAGAAUAUGCAACAACUGGACAUGAACAAACGUACAAUUGUGCUUAUAAUACUGUUAAUGUAGGAGUCCCUGUGAUCGAAGAAAAAUCAAGUAACUUUAAAGGUCCUAAGACUCAAGAUCUUAUAUGUUUUAAAAAAUUGAUAGAAAGUGGAGAUUUAGAUGCAGUAAAAGAUACAAUUUGGGGAAAUCCUAGAUAUUUAAUUAGCAGUGGAGAUACACCUGCAAUUUUACAAGAAGGUUGUCGAUAUAAUGCACUACAUAUAGCAGCGAAAGCUGGUUGGGCUGAUAUAUGUGAAUUGAUAUUAAACACUGUAGGAGAUACAGAAUUCAUGCAUUUAUUUUAUGGUGAAGAAGGAAAUAAAAGCUAUGUGGAUCGUGCUGACGUUAUGUUAGAUUUGUAUUUAAAUACACCUGACAAAGGAUUAAAUGAGACACCCUUACACUUUGCAGUUAAAUUUGGUUUUCGAGAUGUAGUUAAAGUUUUUGUUUCUUAUUCACAAUGUAUUAAAACUUUGACUAAUAAGUUUGGCCAAGCACCUGUUGAUAUGAUAUGUAAGCGAAAGUGCCAAGGAAAUGAAUUGCUAAUAAAAGAAAUACGUAUGCUAUUAGAGGAACAGUAUUAUGUUCCAGUAUUGAGAGCUGAUGAUAAAACAAUGCAGCCAACCAUUGGUGAACCAUUUUCUCCAACAAGCCCUUUGAAUUUUAAUAACGAUCCUAUUAGUCCAUGUGUUAAGGUACGUGCAUUUGCUGGACCUAUGACAAAGUCACAAGCAGUAGAAUUUAGGAAAAAAUGGAAAACACCACCACGUCGUUGUAUUACUCCUAUUAAAAAAGAUAUUCAAGAAAUUAAUAUUUUAAAUUCUUCCAAUGAAAAUUUGACUUUAAGACUUCAGGAUACAGAAAAAGGACUUGAACGAAUUGGACGAAAUCUUGCUGAAGAAUAUAAAGUAUCUUGGAAAGAAUAUUGGCAUUUCUUGAAUGAUUUUGCUGAUUUUCAUUGUGUUGAUGGUUUGGCAAAAUUGGAAAAAUAUUUGGAACAAAGAUUUGUUAAACAAUCAUAUUACUGUGAUAAGAAAGCAACAAUUGAUAAAUCCAAUAUAGAUUCAAAACCAGACUUCUGUGAUGAGUUUGAUAGACUAUGUCUCAAAUUAAAAUCGAUUUCGUUAUUCAAUAAAUCCGAUGAAAAUGAUAACGAUGAAAAUGUAAUGAAUCUAUCAGGAAUCACAAAUUUAUCCGACGAUUCACAAAAUAAAUUUAGCAUAGAAAAUAAUGAUGAAUUUUUUACUCCACCAUCUACUCCACCAUUGAUACAUUCUGAUUCGGAAGAUGAUAUGUAUACUGCAGAAGAAGGCUGUACAUUGUUUAUUGAAAAUGACAUACCAACAAGAAUUGAUUAUGCUGUAUACAAUGCUGUUUCGCCUUCUAUUGAUCCUGAUACAUAUCCAAACAUUUAUCGUUGGCGACAUGAAAUGCAACUCAUUAUGAAACGUGAUAGGCACAGUUUCAACGUAGUAAAUACGAUUAGAAGAAAAUUAUUAAUGAGUCCAUAAUAUAUUCACGAAUAAAGUGAAGUAUCAAAAGGGCUUGUGAUAAUUCUUAUUUUAAACGCACAGUACGUUUGUAAGAGUUAAAGACUGUAAACAGAAUGGAAAAAAUUAGCAAGAUUUCCAACUCGAUAUUAAAUAAUAAAUCGUUUAUAUAUAUAUAUAUAUAUACAUA
Vespa velutina is the source of this 3387-nucleotide messenger RNA. It is a transcript of the gene Ankle2, whose product is annotated as ankyrin repeat and LEM domain-containing protein 2 homolog. Gene Ontology annotation, molecular function: protein phosphatase 2A binding. Gene Ontology annotation, biological process: negative regulation of phosphorylation. NCBI's taxonomy places the organism in Eukaryota, Metazoa, Arthropoda, Insecta, Hymenoptera, Vespidae. Bases 1464 to 3218 code for a protein of 584 amino acids. Gene Ontology annotation, cellular component: endoplasmic reticulum. The record is from RefSeq and is a predicted model, not a curated record. The transcript has 11 exons.